Molecule: messenger RNA, 771 nt
Organism: Phialemonium atrogriseum
Lineage: Eukaryota; Fungi; Ascomycota; Sordariomycetes; Cephalothecales; Cephalothecaceae
Exons: 2
Source: RefSeq, a predicted model, not a curated record
ACCAAGGUCCUGAGAUCGCAGAUCUAUGAGGAACGCGCAAAGAAGCUGGGUGAACGCUAUGGCCUGGAGAUCAAGCCCAGCGAGUGGUACUCGGCCGAGGGCCAUGCUCUGCGUGUCGAGAAGCCAAUUCGCAUGCGAGUCCACCGAGAAUGUCACAAGUGCGGCCAUACCUUCGGACUCGCCAAGGAGUGCCCGAGCUGCAAGCACCCACGUUGCAAGGAAUGCCAGCGACGCCCACCCAAGCGGACCGAGGCCGAAAGGGAAGAGAGCCGUCGGAAGAGGGCGGCGCUCCUGAAGGAGCGAGCGGAGAACCAGCCCAUCAUCCCUGACUGGGAUCUCUCGGAAAAGAAGGUGGUCCUGACCCGGCCAGGCAAGCGGGGAGGUCAGGAUUUGAUCCACAGGAAACCACGACAGCGGGUGAGGAGGACCUGUUGCCAGUGUGAGAAGCUCUUCACCGCCGGGAACAAGACGUGUGGUGGAUGCCAGCACACCCGUUGCACCGACUGUCCCAGAGACCCAGCCAAGAAGGAUAAAUAUCCUUAUGGGUAUCCCGGGGACGAGUUAGGAGCGAAGACGAUCGCCCGGUACGGAUGUCACGAAUGCAAAGCACCUUUCCCACAAGGCGCUGCGGUAGGAGCCGACUGCUCUCGAUGCUCGCACAAGAGGUGCGAUUCGUGCCAGCGUCUCAAACCACGCAAGGUCGAACCAGAACCCGAUCCCGAAGUGUGGAAGGCGGUCCAGGCCAAGCUCGGAGAGCUUACCCUGAAGUGA